Dioscorea cayenensis subsp. rotundata (Guinea yam) is the source of this 701-nucleotide messenger RNA. RefSeq lists its product as uncharacterized. Bases 20 to 541 code for a protein of 173 amino acids. The transcript has 4 exons. NCBI's taxonomy places the organism in Eukaryota, Viridiplantae, Streptophyta, Magnoliopsida, Dioscoreales, Dioscoreaceae. The record is from RefSeq and is a predicted model, not a curated record.
AAUCCAAUGAAUCACUUCAAUGGUGCUCUUUGAGCUCCGCUUCUCGCCAUCAAUGGCCACUGCUUCUUCUCCUCUCCUCCAUCGCUCUCCUCCUCCUCGGGCUCGCAUUCUCACCUCCUCCUUCCUCUCUUCGACCUCUUUGCCUCGGCUGAAGCUCUCGCCCUCGCCUUCCUUGCUUGUGGUUCGAUCUCGCUCUCGUUUUCCAACCAUCGUCGCCGCCCAAUCCAAUUGGCUUAGAGUCAUUCAAACUGUCUGGAAGGUCAGUAAAGAUGGCAUUGAAGCAGGAACCAAUCUCAUGCCAGACAUGGUUCCAAGGCCAAUUGCAAGAAUUGCUGUGGCUUUCAUCGGCGGAGCAAUUGUUCUUUUUGUGUUCAAGUCUUUCCUUUCCACUCUAUUUUUUGCUCUGGCUGUGAUGGGACUCGUAUACUUCGCCUUUAUAGCAAUGAACUCCGACGAGGUAUCGAAAGGAGCGGGAAGCACGGCAUCUAGCGAAGAUGAAACCUUGGAAGAAGCCCGGAGAAUUAUGGAGAAGUACAAGUAAAUUAACUUCAUCUAAAAAAAUUCUGCUUAUUUGCAUUUGCCAAUAUGGAGUUAAAAGAGCUGUGCAUAGCUUUUAAUUUGAUGUGAAAAACACUAGUUUGCGAUGAAUCGAUCAUAUUAAUUUGAUAUUCACUGCAAUUAGAGAUUUAUGGUUCAAAUUC